Labeo rohita (rohu) is the source of this 1093-nucleotide messenger RNA. RefSeq names its product cyclin-dependent kinase inhibitor 3 (gene cdkn3). Bases 170 to 796 code for a protein of 208 amino acids. Gene Ontology annotation, cellular component: nucleus. The record is from RefSeq and is a predicted model, not a curated record. The transcript is spliced from 8 exons. Gene Ontology annotation, molecular function: protein tyrosine phosphatase activity. Lineage: Eukaryota; Metazoa; Chordata; Actinopteri; Cypriniformes; Cyprinidae. Gene Ontology annotation, biological process: protein dephosphorylation.
UCGGUGAGUUCGGUUGUUGAUUCUCUCUGUCGCUUACAACUUUAUGUUUUCAUGUAGCGAUUUAAUGCUUCGUUUGAAUAACUUCGAGGUGUCGACUCUCAUGUGUCAGUGUCAGGGUUGAUUAAUGAUCUUGGUGACAUUACAUUUGUGUAUAUGGUAGACUGGGGCAAUGAGGACAAGUGAGUUUGAUUCAUCUGACGAAGAGGACAUUGGUGAAGUGGAAGCCACGCCUUUUCAGAUCUCAUGGUUGUCUCUGUCAGUGGUGGAGUGUUCCCAGUCUCUAGGCAUUUGUUCUUUACCUGGAUGCAGAUAUAAAGAAACCAGAAGAAACCUGCAGAAAGAUGUUGCUGAGAUGUGUGAUCAGGGUGUGGAGGACGUGUUUGUGUUUUGUACCAGAGGAGAGCUGGUGCGCUAUAGGGUGCCAUGUCUCUUAGAGGUUUAUUCUCAGAAUGGACUCAGGGUGCACCACCUUCCCUUCCCAGACGGGGGCACUCCAGAGCUUUCUCAGUGCAGCUGCAUUCUGGAAGAACUGCAUGACUGCUUGCAGAAUCAACGCAGGACUGUCAUACAUUGUUAUGGAGGCCUGGGACGCUCAGGGUUAAUUGCUGCAUGUUUGCUGCUGCAGCUCUCUGUCUCCAUGACACCCAGUUCUGCACUGGAAAUCCUGAGGGAGCUGAGAGGAGGUGGAGCCAUUCAGACCGUCAAGCAAUACAACUUCCUUCAUGAGUUUCGAGAGAAGUUUGAAGCAUAUCAAGAAACCAAAGAGCGGCUUUCGGAGAGAUCAGUGUCCCGAUGAUCAACCUGACAUCCCGAUGAUGUAAAAGCAGAAAAACAGACAAAUUACUUUGGUGUUUUUGCUCUGUGGAUUUUCUCUACUAUGAUUAUGAAUGCAUUUGUUUCUUUUCUAGUGGCACUUUAAAAUGUCUGUGUUUUAUAAGUCAAUCUAAUAAUAUUGUGCUUAAUAUAUAACUUUAAUUUUGCAAUUAAAUGAGUCUUGUUCAGUACGCAAGUCUUAAAGGUGCAGUGAGUGAAUCCUGAGAAAUGCUGUCGAAAAUUGUAAUCAACACCCAAACAAAACAAACAAUUUUGUGAA